Nannospalax galili (Upper Galilee mountains blind mole rat) is the source of this 5083-nucleotide messenger RNA. It is a transcript of the gene Tmx4, whose product is annotated as thioredoxin related transmembrane protein 4. The coding region runs from base 145 to 1188 and encodes 347 amino acids. The record is from RefSeq and is a predicted model, not a curated record. The transcript is spliced from 8 exons. Lineage: Eukaryota; Metazoa; Chordata; Mammalia; Rodentia; Spalacidae.
UUUGCUCGGCCCUGACGAAGCGGGUCCACUCGUGUUCCGACUGCCGCGGGGCCACGACUCCGCUCCGGCCACUCUGAGGCGGUGGCUCCGCUCCGUGCCAGCUCUACUGCGCAGACCGUCCUCGCAGCCUCAGCCGCGCGCAGCAUGGCGGGCGGAGCACUGCCGACCGCGCUCCUGGUCGCUUGCCUGGCGGCGGCGGCGGCGGCAGCCGACGACCUCGAGCAGGCCGCGAUGCCGGCCGAGGAGAGCCGGGUGCAGCCCAUGACCGCCUCCAACUGGACGCUGGUGAUGGAGGGCGAGUGGAUGCUGAAAUUUUAUGCCCCAUGGUGUCCAUCCUGCCAGCAGACUGAUUCCGAAUGGGAAACUUUUGCAAAGAAUGGUGAAACACUUCAAAUCAGCGUGGGAAAGAUAGAUGUCAUUCAAGAACCAGGUUUGAGCGGCCGUUUCUUUGUCACCACUCUCCCAGCAUUUUUUCAUGCAAAAGAUGGGAUAUUCCGCCGUUACCGUGGUCCAGGAAUCUAUGAGGACCUACAGAAUUACAUCUUGGAGAAGAAAUGGCAGUCAGUUGAGCCUCUGACUGGUUGGAAGUCUCCAGCUUCUCUAACGAUGUCUGGAAUGGCUGGUCUUUUUAGCAUCUCUGGCAAGAUUUGGCACCUUCACAACUAUUUCACAGUGACCCUUGGAAUUCCUGUUUGGUGUUCUUACGUCUUUUUCGUCAUUGCUACUUUGGUUUUUGGCCUGUUCAUGGGUCUGGUCUUGGUAGUAAUAUCAGAAUGUUUCUAUGUUCCACUUCCACGGACUUCAUCUGAACGUUGUAAGCAGGAUCAGAGGUCAGAGGAGGCUCAAGGGGCUAGACCGUUGCAGGAUGCAGAAGAGGAAAAGGAUGAUUCAAAUGAAGAUGAAAACAAGGAUAGCCUUGUAGAUGAUGAAGAAGAGAAAGAGGACCUUGGAGAUGAGGAUGAAGCAGAUGAAGAGGAGGAAGAAGACAACCUGGCAGGCAGCAUGGAUGAGGAGAGGAGUGACACCAAUGACCAAGGACCCCUGCAGGAGGGGGGUGUGUCCCAGGAGGAACUGGAAUCUGAUGAAACUGGAGAUGUCCCUGAGCAGCCCCAUUCAGUUGACCCACAGGAGUUGGUAGAAGACUCCUUGAGGCAGCGUAAGAGUCAGCAUGCCAGUAAGGGACCUUAGGUUUCAUGUUAUCUUUUCCAAGAUUACAGGCCAGAAAAAUGAGUUAGCUUCACUCUGGUCUGAAGUUUUUUCCUGUGGUCCACAGUUUAAGCCAAAUCCUUAAUUUUUCCUGAAUGAGCAAUGCUCUCUCCUAAAAGAUGAUCUCUGGUCCUGUGGUCAAAUGGUAAAAAGCCUUUGUAUUUGUAUCCUAAGGAGAGCCAGGCACAAGACUGGAUUUGUGUGGGGACUUGGAUGGAGAACAGAUUCAUGUACUGGGGGCCAGAGAGUCCAUCAGAGGACUCCCCUCCAGUAUUAUUAGCACCUUUAGAAAUGAGGCUACAGGCCUCAUAAGAUGACGACAGAGCUCCUGUUACACCUAGUACAGAGUCUUGUUUCCCGUGUUUCAAACAUUUAUUUUUGUCAUGUAAGAAACAUUGGGUACCAUAGCUCACAAACACUUUCCUGAGCUGCUAAUUGUGGGGACCUUGGGUAGAGAUUUAACUUUAGAAAGGAAUUUGGAAGUUACUUGAGCUCUCUUGGGCUCUGUUAUAUUUUAUUUGUUACCUUAAAUUUCUAGAAUUGCUCCUCUGUGGGCCUACAGAUUCCCUGCCCGACUAUACUGUAGUGAGAGGAGCAGACACCUGUGGAGUCCGCAUCUCUCUCCUUAUUCUGACUUGGGGCUUUAGGUAACAGUAACCACAGCCAGUGAAGCUAAAACUGCCACAUAUCUCAAGGAAAUGUUGAUGUCUUUGGAGAUUCAAAAGGGAGUAUUUUAUAGAUCAGAUAAACAAAACAACUUCUGUUGGCCAACCUGUGGUACUUUUUUUAUUUUCACUUGUUUGAAAUGUUCCUUUAGUAGUGUUUUCUUACUCAAAUUCCAACGUGCUCUAAGUCUUACAUUACAAGGUGUUUCUGUGAAGUGGACUUCAAGGCUGUGUUGUUUAGUUUUCAUCUCAAGACGUUCUCUGCGUCCCAAACCACUUUAAUAAUAAUUCAAAAACCGUUUCUGCUUUUCAGCGCCGUGCUUUUGGUGAAAGAAAUUAAUGAAAGUCAAUAUCGGGAAGUGAAAGGUUUGAUUUUGUUUCCAUCUCCCUUCAUCUUCUGGAGAAUUGUGUUUUUGUAAAUCUCACUCCUCAAUCUACUGUCAGUACCAAGGGAGCCCAGUCUCUUUAAAAAACCCAUCCAUCUCUUCUUUUACCUGAUUUAUGUCUUAGAAUAAAUUCAUAAAAUUAGAUUCCAGGCAUAUAAAAGAUGCCUAAAGUCAAUCUAAACCCCUUGGGUUGAGGCAGAAUAAUGAGAACAGGUUUAUGAAAUUGUAAAACUUUCUGUCAUUUUUGAAAAGGGAUCUAUAGUACAUUUCUCUCUGGCUGUUUAGAUAACCCUUUUCCUGCAUUAGCUGCCAACAUGGGGCUCACUGGUUGGGGGAAAUCAGAACCUCUCUGGCCUGUGUUGUAUGAUGCUGCUGCAAGCCUUGCACAAAGAAGGUUUGUAUUCUGAGUAUCCAUUCCUUAAAAAUGUAUGGUUUUGAUUUUUUUUUUCCAACUCUCCAACUUAGUUAUCUAGGAGCCUCAAUUUGUUAGGAGUUGCUAGUAACUGUUCUCAAGCCUGAGGCCAUCAAGGAGUUGAGGUAUGGGAAGCCCAUCCUGCAUCUCCCAUGUUCCAUCCCCUUUUGACAUAUCCUUACUCAAAGCUCAAAGCACCAUGGUUCUAAGUGUGGCUGUUGAUCUUCCGGAUAGAGCUAAGCUGCACCCACCUUCAUGCCACUGGAUUUCUUUCCCUUGUAAUCAGCUGAACAAAGUCUUCAAAUCAUAGUAAAUUCAAGUUUAGAGUUGUAGAAGGGAAAGGCUUCAUGUUAGUUUGUUCUGUGUUGUAGUCUGCCUCCAAAUUGAAAUAUUCAGUUUCUAGUGGAAUGUUUGACUAAAGUGGAAAGCAAGAAGACUUACAAUCUUGUUGACUUUUAGAAAUGUAAAACAGAUUUGUAGUGGACCCCAAACAGUACCUAAUUAAACAUUAAGAAAAAAUGUUUUCUCUCUUAGAAACAAAAGGAAUUGGAGGGUGAGGAGAAAAUAUCAUGGAUUCAGUAUUAUCUGAACCAGUUUUCCUAAUUUUUCCCUUUUUAGUACUCUGGUAAAAGUUGGUUUCUAGUAAAUAGCCCAAUAAGUGUACAUCCAGUUUAAUAUUUUUCCAUUUGAAGCCUUUAUGUGUAUUCUCAAUAAUUCAAACUAAAGAAAAAAAACUUAAAAAUUUGAUCAUUUAAUAUAACUUUUUUUGUAGAUAAUAAAUUGAAUCCAUAAGAAGUGCACAGAAGCAUGAUUUUAAAAAAAUAAAUCAUGCUUCCCUCCAUUGCCAUAUAAGCUACUUAAUUACAGAAUGGUAUUUUAUAUAAGUUAAAAUUAGGUGACUGAAAGAGUGAUUAUAGGAUGAGGGUUCCCAGUGCAAGGUGCCUUGUUAUUAAUUGGAAUAUCUGAAAAUUCUAGUUUCCUUUUUACUUCUUUUACUGUUCAUCUGUUCUAGAUCUGUUAAGCCAAAUCAGCUUGCUUAGGCUCUCACACAGAAGCCAUGCACAGGCCCUUCUACUUCUUUCUUUUGGAGUAUCAUCACUGAAUGGUUAAGAGAUGGCUCAUUCACUUUGCAGGCCUUUGCAUUGCAUGGCAAUUACUACAGCCUUAUCUUGUAUAUAGGAUUUAUAUCUGUUAGCUACAACUAAGUAGUGUAAUAGAAAAACAAACAAGCUUGGGACAGAUUGAACUGACAGUUGAGAAAAACCAUAUUUUGACAUUUUAGGGUCCAAACCACUUGCUGGUAAUUAUGAUACUGCUCUGUGGUUUGCGUGUACAUAAAUUUGUAUGACUGCAUUUGUCACACCUUUGAAAUUGGAUGAUUGAAACCUAUUUAAGGGAAUAUUUACCAUAUAGCUUUUUAUUAGCAAGUUAGGGUCUGUGCUUAUAUGUUGUAGGAGGGAAGUAACAAAAGAGCCCAAGGGAAAAUACAAAAACAAAUUACUGAAAACAAGGGCAAACUUGAUAUUUCUGCAUAAAAUCUUCAGCGUGAAGUGAGAGAACGAAAGGAAGCCUGGUGCUUUUGCUGGUAUGUAUCGGUAGUCUUUCCGUGUCCUCAGUGUUCUGCUGUUUGCUUCUGCCAGUAUUGUACAUGUGUAGUCAGCCAGCCUGUCAAAUCUCUCAACUGUUUUGAAAGUGUUCAUGUAAAUCUUGUGCCAACAGGAAUGUUCCUUCUCACGUAGGGUCUCUUUACCUCGUUUUUCCAUUUCGAACUUCUCGUGAAGAUUAUAGCUUGUCUUGCAGAAACCAAGUGUGGAAUCUUAUGAAACCUGAUGGGGCAGUUCUGUGAGCAGCUUCCCAAGCAGGAGGGUCAGUUGAGAAGUCUGUGAAAGCUUCAGCCCAGGAUGUGGCUUUCAGAUGGCAUAUUCUUUAAAGUUUUGUGUAGACUGUGACGCUGUGUAUGUGAUCCAUGACUUGACAUGUUUCCAAUGUAGUUUAAUCAUUUAUUUUUAGACAGAUUUGUAGAAAUGGGAUUUUUAUGCUAAAGACAAUGUUCAUUUGUAAUGAAAUCCAUUAUAAAAAGGUUGUUUAUAUUCUUUAUAAUAGUUUAGAUUAUUUACGCAGUAUAUUUAUUUUUUCUUUACUCAUGUAUUUGCUUUCUCAAAUAGAUGUGUAGCGACUGAAAUGAGAAAUCAGUAUAUUGUUUCAAGCAGUACAUUGCUUGAGUUACAAAUUAUCUGAUCACAGAAUUGUAUAUAACCCUGAGACUAUAUAUUGCCAUUUUAUUGUAAAUUCCAUUUGCAUCAAAACCUAACGAUAGUGAUGACCAAGUGAAAACAGAGUGAUGUAUUGUUUCUUCACAUGUAUUUUCACAAACAUUUGCCUAGUCAGUUAAAAAUGCUUUGUUUGAAAUCUAA